AUGACUUCCAACCUCACGUCCCGCUGGACAACCCUCUACACUCGCACCCUCCCCACUCUCGCCCAGUCCUCCCAGCCCACCUGGCCCGUCCACCUAGACCACUGCUUCGCGCGCAUCAUCCUCGACGCAGUCAUCGGCAACUCAACCUCCAGUCGCCCAGACGAAACGCCCACUCCAUGGACCGCGAAGCUGAAAUCGCCCGCGGUCAAGAACAUGAGCCCACAGCAACUGGAAGCGUGUAUAGAGCUCGGCGAAGCUAUAGCCGAGGGAAGAAUCGAUCUGGUGGAAUUGGACCAGCGGAGUUUGACCGUUCGAGGGAAGAUGCUCAAGGGUGAGAAGAGGAAGAGGGAGGAUGUGCCAGGCGACGCCGCUCCGGAUAUGAAGAAAUCCAAGAAACCAUCGCGAAGCCAACAAGGCGACAUUCGAGCCGCCAUGGGUGCGCCUCCGACGACUCCGCCCAAAUCGCCAUCACCAGCGGCAGUCGAUCCGGCUCUAUCCUCUGAGAUCACCUCGCAUCCCACCCUCACACCCUUUCGCAGACGCGUCCUGCUUGCUCUUUGCCAAGUGCCUUCGGGCUCAUACACUACCUAUCUCGCUCUCUCGAAUCAUCUAUCUUCCUCACCUCGUGCAGUGGGCAACGCGUUGAGAAACAAUCCGUUUGCGCCACGGGUGCCUUGUCAUCGGGUCGUCGCUGCUGAUGGGGGCAUGGGGGGGUUUGGAGGGGAGUGGGGGCCAAAGGGUAAACACAAUGGGAAGAAAGUACGGCUGCUGAAGGGUGAGGGUGUGAAGGUCGACGCUGCGGGUGGGAGGGUAAUGGGGUCACCGUGGUCGGGCUUCAAGUGA
Molecule: messenger RNA, 843 nt
Organism: Letharia columbiana
Lineage: Eukaryota; Fungi; Ascomycota; Lecanoromycetes; Lecanorales; Parmeliaceae
Exons: 3
Coding region: 1-843 (280 amino acids)
Biological process (GO): DNA repair
Molecular function (GO): methylated-DNA-[protein]-cysteine S-methyltransferase activity
Source: RefSeq, a predicted model, not a curated record